Molecule: messenger RNA, 1517 nt
Organism: Ylistrum balloti
Lineage: Eukaryota; Metazoa; Mollusca; Bivalvia; Pectinida; Pectinidae
Exons: 1
Source: RefSeq, a predicted model, not a curated record
AGGGCCAGGUUAGAGAAGGAGAAGGAGGAAGAGAGGGCCAGGUUAGAGAAGGAGAAGGAGGAAGAGAGGGCCAGGUUAGAGAAGGAGAAGGAGGAAGAGAGGGCCAGGUUAGAGAAGGAGAAGGAGGAAGUUAGUGUUAAGUUGGAGGAGAAGGAGGAAGAGAGGGCCAGGUUAGAGAAGGAGAAGGAGGAAGAGAGGGCCAGGUUAGAGAAGGAGAAGGAGGAAGAGAGGGCCAGGUUAGAGAAGGAGAAGGAGGAAGAGAGGGCCAGGUUAGAGAAGGAGAAGGAGGAAGAGAGGGCCAGGUUAGAGAAGGAGAAGGAGGAAGAGAGGGCCAGGUUAGAGAAGGAGAAGGAGGAAGAGAGGGCCAGGUUAGAGAAGGAGAAGGAGGAAGAGAGGGCCAGGUUAGAGAAGGAGAAGGAGGAAGAGAGGGCCAGGUUAGAGAAGGAGAAGGAGGAAGAGAGGGCCAGGUUAGAGAAGGAGAAGGAACAGCUUAAGCAAUUAUUUGAAGAAGAAAGAAAGAAAAUGAUGGCACAAUUUGAGGCAGAAAAACGACAACUCUUGUUACAGAUGCAGCAGUCACCAGUGUAUGUUAGAUGAUUGUUUACUCGUAUGUGUGAUGGAGAGAGUGGGAAAGCGAGUCUGUGAUAUGAUGUGAAAUGGUGAGGGAGUGCAUUUGCCUGUCUGUCAGUGAUGAAAUGUAUGGAAAUGAAGGUGCUAUUAUGAGUUUUGAUUGUGAUAUUAAUGUGGAAGAGUAUGUCUGUGAUCAUCUGGUAUUUUAUAUUGUAUGUUAUUUAUGUAUAUGAAUGAAUUUAUUUGGUGUGAAAUCAUUGUUCAGAUGUUACCUUUAUAAGGGUAUGUAACAUGAUAUUUCUGACAAAUGUUACACAGUAAAGAUUGUAUUUUGUUGCUUUAUAAUGAUGAUUAUGACAAUUCCUAACAUGUUGGACUGCUGUCAAAUAUAUCAUCACUGUUUAUCUUCAUUGUCAAAUAUAUCAUUGCUGUUUAUCUUCAUAUCAUGUUUAUUUCACAAUACAAACACGUUUUUUUGUUUCCUUACUCUGUGUAUGUUGAGGUUACUGUAACAUAAGACAACACUUGUUAGAGAUAUAACAUUAACGCACUUCAUUAUUGUGUAUGUUGUUAAUCAUCUUUUUUUCCAAAGUGUAUAGUUAGUCUCCCUUAUGAAACAUAAAUGGCAGCAAUUUUGAAUUUUAUUAAGGGGAGAUAACACCAAUAUGCUUACAAAAGUAAGAUUAUUGGAAAAAAACAUAGAGAUGUACAUAACUGAGUAUUUACUCUGUAUUUAACCACAUUAACUAUGUUAGUAAUAGAAUUUUAGUUUUGACCAACAAACUUUUGUGCUUGUCCUCACUGUUUCUCACUCUUUGAUGAUACAUUAAGGUUAUGAAUAUUUAUCUUAUGAUAAAUAUACUUCAACUGCAAGAGAACAGUUAAUUCUGUUUCAGAUAAAGUAAAACAUUUUGUGAAAGAUUAUUGAUUAUUUUCUUAAUGUUAGA